Messenger RNA from Ilex paraguariensis (yerba mate), 771 nucleotides. The record is from the annotation of a GenBank genome assembly. Lineage: Eukaryota; Viridiplantae; Streptophyta; Magnoliopsida; Aquifoliales; Aquifoliaceae.
UUUCCACUUUCCACACUCUCUCUCUCAUUCACCGUCUCCCUCUCUCUUUGUUUUUCUGUCUCAUUCCCCCCUCUUUGUUCCCUCUCUUUAUACUUCGUUAGCCCCUUGUCUCUCUCAAUCCGAAUCAAAGACAGCUACCACCUCCGGCACCAUCAACACCUCACCUCCGGAACCGUAGCUUGAAUCGGCAUUGUGGAGAAGCAGUAACCCUAGCUUUAAUUGGCGAUCUUUGAAUUCUAGAGUGAGAGCUUGAAUCAGAGGAUAUACUUGGGGCUUUUGAGAGGUGGAGUCAUAGAGAGACCUUACCUGCUGAUGCACAUAAGAAGGUUAGGUUAAUGUGCUCCUAUUGUAAGAGGCAUAAUGAAACCGAAGUCCCAGAUCCUUACCAUAGUGGAUCGCAAGGCUUCAAAAAGCUACUCUUGGAUUUUCUGAUCUUCUCUGUUGCUAGUUUUUCGCCUUUGAUGAGGUAUCCUGCUCUGGGUGACAAGGAAUUGAUGGCUAUUGUUGAGAAAUUCAUUUUGGAACAAUUAAACUUGAUAAAAGUUUCAAUAUCAGAGAUUAAGGUAAUGAAUGCAUGCUCUUCAGUUUCUUGCUACUGUAAGAAUCAAGUUAUAAAAUUUUACCUUUGUUAAAAAAAAAAUGAUACUGUUCAUUUCUCCAAUGAACAAAAUAUCCACAAGUUAGAUUCUUGGGAUCUAUGACAGUUUCACUUAUAUUAAUCGUUCAUUUUUUGUCUGUGGCAUUUCUGGUGCCUUUGUCAUUAUUUGGAGG